Quercus lobata is the source of this 519-nucleotide messenger RNA. RefSeq lists its product as uncharacterized. The transcript has a single exon. Gene Ontology annotation, molecular function: nucleic acid binding; RNA-DNA hybrid ribonuclease activity. The record is from RefSeq and is a predicted model, not a curated record. The coding region runs from base 1 to 519 and encodes 172 amino acids. NCBI's taxonomy places the organism in Eukaryota, Viridiplantae, Streptophyta, Magnoliopsida, Fagales, Fagaceae.
AUGGUACAACACAGGAAUCAUACGAGAUGGAAGCCGCCGGAACCAAAGGUGUACAAGGUUAAUUAUGAUGGCGCGACCUUUGAGGAUCAAAGACGAGCUGGUAUAGGAGUGGUCAUUCGUAAUGCAGAAGGUGCGGUCAUGGUUGCACUAUCACAAUUGAUCCCUCUUCCAACAACGGUGGCCCAAGUGGAAGCGAUGGCAGCCAGGAAAGCAGUUGAGUUGGCUCUAGAGACUGGCUUUACAAGAGUUGUCAUUAAAGGUGAUUCAGAUACUAUCUAUAGAGAGUUAAGUAGCACUGAUCCAUCCUUAGCCUUACACGGGCAUGUGAUUCAAGACACUACAUGUUUAGCUUCCUCUUUCGUUAAUCACAGUUUUUCUCAUGUUCGUCGUCAAGGAAAUAAUAUAGCUCAUGCUUUAGCAAGAUGGGCAAUAAACUCACCCAAUUUAACAGUCUGGAUGGAAGAUGUACCACCAAACAUUCAGUGUAUUGUUCAGGUUGAUUUGGCCUAUGUUGGUUAA